AUGGUAACAAUAAUCGAAGCAGAGGAACCGACUACGCCACCUCCUUUCUGUCGCUUUAAGCAUAUCGAUAUACCGUAUCCGAGUCGACCAGCAAUAAUAGAUCUUUGGAAGACAGAAUUUGGACCCGGUUUUGGACUAAGCAAGAGAAUUCGAUUUACUGGUGUAUAUACUAAUACAAGUGAACGUUUUAUCAUUAAUUUGUAUAGUGAUGGAGUACCAGGUGAGACUGCGCUAACUAUAUUUCACUUUAAUCCACGGUUUGAUGAAAGGCAGGUAGUUCGAAACUGGUGGUCACCAACCAAUGGUUGGUGGAUAGAGCAACGUUCUGGAGGAUUUCCUUUCAAAAUUGGAGAACCUUUCGUUCUGGAUUUUAUUUCGGCAUCAAAAAAUGGAUUCAUUGUUCAUAUUGAUGGAAAGGAAUUUCUACAUUAUUACCUAAAGGAUUUACCUAGAUUGAGCCUAGUGGAGGUAUCUUCGGCAGUUGAGCUUAGCUCUGUGCAAUUAUGUUAUAGAGAACCAUUCUGUCCUGGACGCUUUAUUUUAACGGAUUUGACAGUACCGGCAGUAAUCGACUUUAAGAAGCUCGGAUUUGGAACAGGCUUUGCACCACCAAAGCGCAUUAUAAUUCUUGGGACACCUCUAGCACAACCUGAAAGUUUUAGCAUUAACAUUGGUGAACCUGGCCAAUUGUUUGUAGAUGCUAAUGUGCUAUUCCGCUUCAGUCUACUUUUUAAUGAAACACAGUUUAUGUUAAACACAUGGAUUGUAGGCAAAGGAUGGGAACAAGAAUAUCGUUAUCGUCCUAAAGGCUUUCCCUUUAAAGUUGGAGAGUCACUUUUUUUGGAAAUACGUCCAUCAUCAAAUAAUUGGAUACAUGUAGUUAAUUCUUUACAAUAA
This is a messenger RNA of Meloidogyne enterolobii, 897 nucleotides long. The record is from the annotation of a GenBank genome assembly. Lineage: Eukaryota; Metazoa; Nematoda; Chromadorea; Rhabditida; Meloidogynidae.